CAACUUACUUCCAGAUCUGGGAUCCUUGUAGACGGACCGAAGGGAUCCUCGAUCGGUUCAGCUUGGCAAACUACGUUGUCAGAAACGUCAGCUAUAAAGUCUUCGACAGCGCGAAUUCGGAUAGAUACCGGCUCUAUCAACUCCCAAAGCGACUUCUCUAAAAAGAAAACUAUGGAAGACGAGUGUGAUCGACUUCGUGCACUUCUGAGACUCUCUCCAGAGCCUAACAUGCCAGAUGGUCAUCAGGAUGCCGGCGUUCUGAUUUUGCUGGAUGGAGUGCCCGACAAUUAUCAGGUAUUCUUAUGUAUCCGUUCCGAAAAGCUACGGAGACAUCCAGGAGAAGUGUGUUUCCCCGGUGGGAUGCGUGACAAUGGAGAAAACAUGCAAGAGACUGCGAUUAGGGAAGCGGAAGAGGAAGUUGGCCUUGUACGUGACGACUUCAUCAUGCUGGGAAGUUUACCACCCUUCAGAGCCCGUUUUGGAGUGCUUAUUCACCCGACAGUGGCCUUAUUGAGACGCCCAUUCUUUCCUCGACCGAAUGCAGAUGAAGUGCAGGACACAUUCUGGAUGCCACUCGAGCGAUUUCUUGACGAUUCAGUACAUAUGUCUUUUGUAAUCGAUAACAAAUAUUCCAUACAUAGCUUUUCGUUUGAAGAGGCUCACACAUACGGAGUGACUGCUCUAAUGUGCAUAAUGACUGCUAUCGGAGUCUUACAGAGGAUGCCUCCGUUCCAACUCAUGCCUCAGUUCUCUCCCUCCGAUAUGGCGAAAUUGAAACCAUCUGAAGUGAUCUCUCUCGUAUGUGAAUUCGUUGGUCAAUCUCUCACUUCGCAGUCAAAACUCUGAUUCUUUCUUUUGUAUACAUGUACAGUAUAAACAAAGUUUGAAAUCCAAAUGGUCCAUAUCCGCUUCCUCUGGUCGCUUGUUUUUAGCGCCUUAAUCCUUACAGUAGUAUUCGUUACGUUACCAAGAUUAACAUUUAUCAAGGACUCUCCAUAACAUUUAUUUGAAAUCGUAGAUCUUGUUAAGCGUAGUUUGAAUGGUCUAUGUGUAUCCGUACAUAUUGGAUCGUAAUGACUUGGCUGCAAUCACAAUUACAUUGUCGAAAAUGCUAUAAGGUGAUGCACAAAAGUCCGG
Messenger RNA from Cylicocyclus nassatus, 1137 nucleotides. NCBI's taxonomy places the organism in Eukaryota, Metazoa, Nematoda, Chromadorea, Rhabditida, Strongylidae. The record is from the annotation of a GenBank genome assembly.